Diuraphis noxia (Russian wheat aphid) is the source of this 603-nucleotide messenger RNA. RefSeq lists its product as uncharacterized. Gene Ontology annotation, molecular function: GTP binding; GTPase activity. The record is from RefSeq and is a predicted model, not a curated record. Lineage: Eukaryota; Metazoa; Arthropoda; Insecta; Hemiptera; Aphididae.
AUGUCUGCCCGAAGUUGUAUCGUGUCUAGAUAUUGCCACGAUGAUUACACGAGACAAUAUAUACCAACAUGUGGCGUAGAAUUUUAUUUAAAAAGAACACAAAUUCAAGGUCAUAAUGUCAGAAUCAAUAUUUGGGAUACAAGUGGAUCAUCUAAUGGACUGUUAACAAAAUACAUUUACAAUGCUGAUGCAAUCAUACUUGUGUAUGAUAUAACUGACUGUGUUUCGUUUUCGGCUGUAUCAACAUGGUACAAUAAAGCUAUAAGUGUUCAAUAUGAAAAUGUACCAACGUUUGCUUUAUUUUCAAAUAAAAGUGAUUUAGAACACAAAAGAUCAGUUGCUGAAGAAAAACAAAUAUUAUUUUCAAAAGAAUUUAAAAUACCGAUUUCUCAAUCAGUAUCUGCACGCACCGGUGAAAAUGUAAUGUUUGCUUGGCAACAGUUGGUGGCUGAAUGUUUAGGAUUGAAACUUUCGAAGUUUGAUUUAGAACAACAUUUAGUGAGACCUGUGAAAGCGGAAAUCGAAACUACUAUCAAUCAGUAUAAGACUAUGAUGUCGAAUCAACAGCAAAAUAUGUCGUCUACAAUUUGUGCCAUUCAAUAA